This is a messenger RNA of Neoarius graeffei (lesser salmon catfish), 1611 nucleotides long. RefSeq names its product MARCKS-like 1a (gene marcksl1a). NCBI's taxonomy places the organism in Eukaryota, Metazoa, Chordata, Actinopteri, Siluriformes, Ariidae. Gene Ontology annotation, molecular function: actin filament binding; calmodulin binding. Gene Ontology annotation, cellular component: plasma membrane; cytoplasm. The transcript has 2 exons. The record is from RefSeq and is a predicted model, not a curated record. Bases 202 to 843 code for a protein of 213 amino acids. Gene Ontology annotation, biological process: central nervous system development; actin filament organization.
GCUCGGGCAGCUUCAGAUCGCCUGGUGGAGCUGCGGUGGAUGUGAAGCGUCGCGCUGUUCACACUUCAUUUAAAGGGAACAAACCCAACAGCGGACUGGUGUACUUCAGCUCUCACCUUUUUUUUUUUGUUUUAAACUUUUGAGCAAGAAGUUGAUUUCUUUUUUUCUUCUUCGUCUUUUUGGGUUGGUUGUGGAGUGAAGAUGGGAGCUCAGUUGUCUAAGGGUGGAGCUGCCGAGGCUGAGAGCGCAGCCGCUAAAACCAACGGCCAGGAGAAUGGCCAUGUGAAAACCAACGGUGACGUCUCGGCCACACCUGAGGGAGAGGCGGCGGUGGCCGACGGCAAUGGAACUACAGAGGCUGUCAAGGACGCUGCGGAGACCGGCGACACCAUUGAGGCUGCAGAUGGUGAAGGAACCAGCGACAAGGCAGCGGACGGCAGUGAGGCCCCCAAGGAGACCAAGAAGAAGAAGAAGUUCUCCUUGAAGAACUCAUUCAAAUUUAAAGGCUUCUCACUGAAGAAGAACAAGAAGAACACUGAGGAACCAGCGGAGGCAGCAGUGGCGGCACCAGAAGAAAACGGUCAAGCCCCCAAGGAAACCAAAGAGGAGGAGGAGCCAGCUGCCGAGACCAACGAGGCGGCUGCUGAGGCAGAAGUCGAGGCAGCACCUGCUCCAGAGGCUGCAGAGGAGGAGCCUAAAGCAGAGGAGGAGCCUAAACCUGUGGAGGAAGCCACACCUACAGAGGAGAGCACCAAAUCUGAGGAAGCUCCUGCUUCCACUCCUGCUGAGACCGAGGCCACACCUGAGGCCACGCCCGCUGAGCCCACACCAGCCUCGGAGUAACUUACUGUGACCGAACUGAUUUUUUCCCCUCGUUCCUUUUCUUUUUUUUUACUUCCCCCCCUUUUUUUUCUUUCAUUUUUUUUAAGAUUGAAAUAUAUAAAAUAUAUAUAUGAGACUUGAGCCACGUCACUGAAGUUUCGUUAAGGUUCCAGCAGUGUCACGACGCAAAGACGAGCUGACAAAAAAAUAAAUAAAGCAUCAGUUUCUCUUGUUCAUUCGCUCCUUCUCUGCUGUGGACGUACACAUGGGGACUGCGGAGGAGAAACGGAUUCUCAUUAAAACGCAUCGGAGUACUUUCCAGUCUAGAAGUGUAUCAUACGUAACAGUCUCAUAGCCCACGUUUCUCCUGUCUUGGAUGCCGGUGGCAGGCGAGCAAAAUGACGAAUCGUCACUGACGGUUAAAGGACAAUGUGAAGCCUCUUAAAAUAGUGUUUGUGUGUCUGUGUGUGUGUUUUGUUUAGAAGAUCCACAUUCCUCCUCCGUUGUUGUUCUUGUUGAUGUUUUUUAACCCCUGAAAACACGUACGAGUAUUUAGUGCAGAGACUUUGGAGGAGCGGUUUAGGUUUAGGCUGGUAUCUGAUGAGCUUCUGAAAGUGUGUCGUCUCUCUUGGGAGUUCGGUGUUGGGGUGUACAAAACCACUGCUUUUUCUCAGCUUCUUUUUGUUCAUCUGUAUAUAAAUUUUCUUUUUUCUUUUUUUUUGCUAACAUUUAAACGUUUAAUUGUUUUGUUGUAAGAUCAAGGGCAAAUAAAUGUCAAAUCUCAUUAAA